AGCAGUUAUAAGAGAUUUCACUUCGUUCAGUCUGAGAAACUCUCUUUGCUCUGGUACUUUUACUUUUGUGAUUUUAGCAUCUGCAGGAGUUAUGGCACACAGGCAGAUCACAAGAUCACGAAUGAAACCUCAGGACAACUCGGCGUGGUUGAACUCUCUCAUUAUGCCCCUACAUCCCGAUGAAACCGCUCAAAGUUUCUCACACAGGAUCUUCAAAGAGCAGAACGACCACACAACAUCAUUACAGGAGCAACUUACAGAAAAGGAUCUCCACAUUUCCAGACUGCAAGACGCACUGACCUCUGAAAGGGAAAAGUGUGCAACGUUCCAGAGUCGCUGUAACCAGCAGAUGAUGGAGCUGAAGCGAAGGGAACAGCACAUCAAUCGCAUGAGAGAGAAACUCUCGCAGCUCACAGACAGACAGAAACACCGCAGUGCCUCCAUGGAGGUUCUAAAUGUGUUGCCAAAGGUGCCGGGACGGGGAAGAGCCGCCUUUAAGGCCGCAAAGGCUGAUGGGAGGGCAGAAGAUGCGCUGCGGUUGCUGUUGGAUCGGCGGGAAGCCGAGCUCAGAGAAGCCAUGAGACUACGGCACGGCUUAACCACACUACUGCACAUGCUCCGAAAAGAUAUGGCACAGACUCUACAGGACGAUAACAUUACAGAAGCAGAGGAUGCUUUCCACGACAAUGUGCUGCUCCAAUCAGAGCAGGGUCUCGGUGAUCAUGUGACAGGGGGUGUGGUCCAGGAGUGGACGCGUGUGCAAAAACGAUUAUGGACGAUGUCGUUGCAAGAUCCUGUUGCUAAAGGCACAGACCAGGAGAAGCUUCUUGGUCAGCUUGAGGCAGAGCUGGAGCAGAGCGGACAACUGAUCCAAGUACAGCAGCAGUUACUGCAGGACAGUGUAACUCCACCCCUUCCUGUUGCACUAAUGGACUGCUACUACCUGGAGGAGUGGGAGCGGCUGCAGGACAGAUGGGAGGAGCUUAAGAGGCAGAGGCGGAGCUUCCGGCGAGAGAGGAAGGCCUUUACUGAUGCUGCUAUCCGAUUGGGUCAUGAGAGAUGUGAGUUUGAACGGCAGAAGGCUUCACUCCUCAAGACGGAUUUCUUGAGCAUUUCCCCUGUACAGAGACAUUCCCAAUGGAACAGGAGAGAGAGCACAGCGCUCGGCGAACUGCGAGUCGUGGUUCCGGAUCAGCUGUGUUUAUCUCCAUGUGCUCCCAGCACACCAUCAUCUGAAGGGUCAGAGGUCACAGUGUGGUCCCGACAGAACAGGGCCAAGACCCCUAACACCCCUGAGCUCUACUCUGCUCUUAAACUGCCCUACUUCAGAUCAGAGCGAAGCCCUCAGUUUGACAGCUGGGGGGACGAGAACGAGAGAGACGUCACGCCUGAUAAACUCAACAUGGACUGGCCUUUUUAGUUGACAUUGUUUUACGAUUCAUUUAUGCUGUCAUUUGCAAAAUAGGUUCUUGAAUAAAUACAA
Triplophysa rosa is the source of this 1483-nucleotide messenger RNA. RefSeq names its product afadin- and alpha-actinin-binding protein B. Lineage: Eukaryota; Metazoa; Chordata; Actinopteri; Cypriniformes; Nemacheilidae. The record is from RefSeq and is a predicted model, not a curated record. The transcript has 11 exons. The coding region runs from base 92 to 1420 and encodes 442 amino acids.